Messenger RNA from Varroa destructor (honeybee mite), 8263 nucleotides. RefSeq lists its product as uncharacterized. Gene Ontology annotation, biological process: positive regulation of transcription by RNA polymerase II; DNA damage checkpoint signaling. The record is from RefSeq and is a predicted model, not a curated record. Lineage: Eukaryota; Metazoa; Arthropoda; Arachnida; Mesostigmata; Varroidae. Gene Ontology annotation, cellular component: nucleus. Gene Ontology annotation, molecular function: histone binding.
UUAGCACUUUCGAUCAAAAACAACGUCGAUUUUCCUAUUAAUUUGUUUCCUUAAUUAUCUACGAUCAUCGUCACUACGAAUUCCCUACAACAAUUUCUAGCGGCAAAAGUGACCAACGAAGUUUGUCAAUCUCCAGUUGUAAACAGUCAAGAUGUCGACUGCAGCCAUAGAAGCGCAUUGGAAGCGAUAGAGGUGGAGAGGUCGGUCGAUACUCGUGAGUGUUUUACGGCCGUGUCUGAAUGUGGUCCGACGAGAGGGACCGCCUGACCAACUAACUUGAAUGAUGUUGCUGGAGUGAGUCAAAUCGCAAAAUCGAUUACACAGACAGAUCGAAAAAGCCUGAGAAAGCUGAUUUGUACGCUUGUUCCCUGAGAUGACUUCUUGGCUCGCUGUGUCGCCCGGAUAAGCGCCGAACGAUGUCUUCGGACCCGCACAGUUCCUUGGCUGGUCACGACACGAGCAGUGUCACGGAUUCAACGCUCGAUUUUUCGCUGAGCUAUUCGCUCUAUUCUGGCGGGUCGCUGAUGCAACCUCCGUCAUUGGGACCUCGACAGUCGGACCAUGAUGUCGUCGUCGGAGUCCACCCUGGUCAUCAACGACCACCACACUUACCGCAUCACGUGGCGCAUCAGGGGCAUCAGGGUCCGCCGCCCCAGCAUCAGCAAACCCACGCCCCUCAUCAGACGCACCUUUCCCACCAAACAACACAUCAUGCACAUGCAGCGCCCCCGCCAGGAUUACUUGGCCACCAAUUGUCGCAUCUUUCCCAUCAAGCCACAGGUCACCCCCACCAAAGCACUGCCCACCCCCAUCAAGGACCCACUGGUCACUCGCAUCAGGGAGGUGGCCAUCCCCAUCAGGGACCAGGUCACCCCCAUCAAGGCUCACCACAUCAACAUCAAGGAUCACAGCAUCCACAGCACCAAGGGUCGCCACAUCCUCAACAUCAGGGCUCAUCCCACCCUCACCAAGGUUCACCGCAUCAAGGUCACCAAGGGUCUUCAAUGACACCACACCAAACACCAUCUCACACGCAUCCGAGCCAGCAGCACCACCAUCAGUCGUCGCAACAGCACCAUCAUCAAGGAUCUACGCGGCAUCAUCAACAAGCACCCCCUCAUCUUCAACACCAGGGUACGCUCCAGGGUCACCACAACCUCCAAGGCCCCCAUCAUCAACAGCAACAGCACUCCGCACAUCAAGGGCAUCAGAGCCACCAAAGCCACCCUAGUCAGCAUGUGCAUCAAGGUCCUGGCCAUCCGGGACAGAAUUCCUCUGUGCCUCAGACGCACACUCCCGCGCUCGAUGAAGCUUGGCGUAAUGUUAGCUACGACGAGGCCGUCGAGAGCUCGAAACGCCAAUUAAGCCACGCUGUAUCGAACGCCUUUACGCGAUCACCAUUACCAGAAAAGCGACCGAGAACAGACGGGGCGUUCAAUGGAGACAGUCUGCUCUUCAAAAGUACACUAGAAGGUGCGAUCAAAAUGGAGACAAGUAGUGCGGAUCUUCUUAGUGGCAUCUCUGAGAGCUUUGAUUUCGCGUCUCCUGGCGACGCCCCAGAUGACAAUUCAAGUCUAGCACAGAGUAUAUCUCUUAUACAGCAGACGUUGGAUCAGAGUAUUGCACAAGCUGAGUGCCUUGGUUCGUCUAAUCCACAACAACAGGCUGAACAGCAGCAACCUCAGCCACAAACAGGCUCUGCGCUCGCGUCUAGUGAUCAGGGUAAGGGGGAUCAUAGGUCUAUAAGACUUGAGGAUCCUCGUCAAAGAGAUCAAACCUCGGGCCCUCAGGCCUCCCAUGCGCCGGCACAAACCAGACAACAACAACAAACGAUGUUUCCUCGAGGCCCGUUGCUGUCCCCGGCGGGCUCAAUUUCGAACUGCACCCAGCAGUCAAGCGCUGUGCUCUCACCUAAUACUCCGAUCACACCGCCGGCUUCUAUACGGACCGCACUGCCAGUACCGCAAGUUCCGCCUCUUCCGAACGGGCCAAUGGCCGCGGCUGCAGUCUCAGCCAGCUCACUUUCGUGCGACAGCUUCACGCCCAUCGACAGCAACAAACCCGUAACACUGAAAGAAUACCGACUGGUAUUUACAGAGCAGGUAUUUGAAAAAAGCGGGCAGAUUAUUAGGCGUCAGUUGGUGCAACGUGAGCAGGUACUUGAGAGGACCUUGCAGCUUACUGCCAAACAGAUGGAAGCUGUAUUGCAGUUUGGCCCCACUACUCUCGGCCCCUACGAAGGACCUGACUCUGGAGAAGUUGCUGACAUUUCGAGCAUCGACCAAUUAAGUUCACCUCGGCCUACACCGGUUGUUGUAGCCCCUGCCACGGUCGGCCCCACUAAUAAGGUUGUCGCAAUUAAAUCGCCCCCAAGGCCCACGAUAGCCGGGGCAGACAUAACACCAACAACAUCGUUGAAAGUUAGCACUUUCCUGACUGACAAGCCCGAGCGGAGAUUAUCACUUGAUUCUCUAUCAAUGACGCCUGUUGUUGCCGUCAAAAGUGCACCUACAGCAAGCACUGUCUUCGAGAAUGGGAAAUCGUCGGGGGCGACAGCUCAGCAAGUUCAGCUACCUUUGGUGUUGCCAACAGAUGACAAACAGGACAAGAAGCCUUCGUCGACAACGGCAACGACAAUCCCUGCCAGGCCACGUAAAGCGAUUGAGGAAAAAGAGAAAGAGCCAAAAGCUGACGUCGAUAAGGAUACUUACAGCGAAAAGCAACGCAAAUUAGUAGAUGGCAAGGAGCCAGCGAAGGACGAUGAGCAGAAGGCCAAAGACGAAGAAACGAAGGACGAAGUGACAGCAGCAGAGAAGAGCGACGAUGCGGAGGCCAAAACGGCCCCAUCUGCUGCGGCUGGGUCGGAGAUGGAUGAGACGGGGCCCUUAGCACCCGGUUCGAUGUGCCUCGCCCAGUGGUCCGACGAGCUUUUCUAUAUGGCUACUAUAGUAAAGGUGUACAAAAAUGGACGAUGCGUUGUAAACUUCGCCGAUGGGACACACGACACGGUGAAGGCUGUUCAGGUUGUACCGUUAACCGAGUUAGAGGUUGGGCAGGAUGUCUAUGUCAAAGUGCGGAAUAACUUCGAAUUCGGUGUCAUCAAAGGAAAGACGAUGGUUAACCAGGCAUCGGGUUAUAUCGCAGAGUUGCAUAACAAGAAGACGCUGCGUAUCACACGCGACAGAAUCGUUCUCACUGUGGAGAUGGUUAACACGUACCGCGAACGCCUCAAGAACAAAACGCCUAUUACAGAGCCAACUUCACUUGAAAAAGCUGAAAAAGGUCUCAAAGAUUUCAAAGUAUUGGCAAACAAUCGGGCGACCUCGAGGCGUGGUCGUGGCAUGUCAUCGGGGCUUGACGUCACUAGUUCUGAGGCCGAAACCGACCGCUUAAUGUCAAAGACUCGUCGGGUCCGGUACGGUCGUUCGGAGGCGAGCGUAUCUGGGAUAGCUUCGGUAUCGGGGGGCGGCGUUUCGGGCUCUAGUCUCAACCCACCUACACUAGUGUUUGAGGGAAUGGGCUUCCUGCUGACUGAUACCGAACGGACAGUUAAAGAUUUCUACGGUUCUUCCGGAGCGACUUCGGAUGAUUCGCCGUUCGACUCAGUAUCGAGCAGUGAUCAAAUUGAAUUUAACAAGGAACAGCUACAGACGCUGAUUGAAGAAAAUGGCGGUGUGGUGUUCAAGUCGUUCUCUGAGGCAGAAUGCGCCAGUUCGCUAGAUACGGGCAUACAGGAGCGUUUCUUAUUAGCUCGUAGUCACAUGAAAACACUCAAAUAUGUCUUGUGCUUGGCGGCAGGCAUCCGGUGUCUUGGAUAUCAGGUGGUGCACGCCGCACUAAGGGAAGGCAAAAUGCCGCAUCCUGCCAAGUACCAGCUUCCGGCAGGUCUCUCGGUAUUAACAAAGCUGCCCGUGGAACAGCCGAGUAUUCACUCGCCAAUUUUCGCCGAGAUGACAAUUGCCGUAGUAUCUGAACAAAAUCAAUUUGUAAACACGUGGUCGCAGGUGAUUGUUGCGGCGGGGGGCCGAAUCGUGUCCAAACUGCCACAGAGGCAAAGUCCACAGAAAUCCGGAGCAGCUAACAGGGAGUCGACUGCAGGCGGUCCCGAUGGGCCCAUUCGUUUCAUGGUGACACAAGCUGACUGUUCGAGUCUAAGUCUUCGAUCCGCUCGAUCGCUUCGGGUGUCUCCUGUGUCCUCAGAGUGGGUUGUUCAGUCAAUCAUUCAUGCCAAAGUCCUAGAAGCUGAUGCCCAUCCAUCGUUCGCACAUGACUUCAAAAAAGACAAUUAAUCAUUGCUUGGCGUUCUUGUUUCGUCCUGCUAAUCCAACACACAGACAGGAACAACGAAAAAGGUUUAAUCUAUUUCGUCGUUAUUUUUGCGGUGCUGGACACGGAUAUGGGACAACUUAGGACUUCGAUCUGGCUUCAGUUCAAUGCCAGAUACGUGUAAACUAAAAAGCAGCUGCAAUGAGCUAAGUAAAAUGACAAACAAGUAGAAAUACAAUAGGUAUGAACCAUGGUGAUGAUGCUAAGGAAAAGGAUAAUGCGGAUUAUAGGAUGCUGUUAUAGUUCCGCUGUGCAGUCAUCGUGCUUAAACGUAAUGAAGUUAAAGUAUUGAUGAAAGCCGCUUAAAAAGAAACCCCCAUAGUAAGCCGAGUUGGAUAAUGAUGAUGACAAUGAUUAUGAUGAUUUCGGUUUAAUGAGUUUGCAUAAAGAAGAAUUAUAAGAUAGACGAGAAGCAACGGUAAAUUUAGUCAAGCGUGAGCACGCAGACAGAUACUCCCACCUUAUCCACUCUGCCCCCUUCCGCGCCCCCCACACAAACACACAAACAGACGCACACAGCUAUGACUACGACACAUAAAGGAGGUUACUGUUUUCAUGCUAUGUUUAAUUAUUACGCUAUGGACCACUAAUCUAAUGAACGCCGUUAUAAGGUCCUUACGAAAAUGAUAAUAAUAGCCUGAGUGGAGAUAUCGCCUGCCCUUCUAGAGAAUUGAUCUAAGCAAUUUUCUCAUUGUGGAGACUGUUUAUCAUUAAAUCGAUCCUUUACUUUUAGAGGAAAAAAUGUUCCAGCCAAAUAGUAGUAAGCUAGUAUGUACGGCUACCAUUUGAUUUUCGUUCGUACAUAUGAUAAACUUGUCACCCUUGACAUUAGUUAGAUCUCUGUCCACUUUAGCCAGUUGUGCCUCAAAGCAAAUCGGUGUAAAAUAGUGUGACACAAACGUUUCCUUUGGCUAAAAAUAACUGUGGUAAUAACUGACCUUCCGUCUUCCUUGUAUUAUAGCGCUUAUGCGCUUUCUGACAAGCAUUGUUAUUGGUUUUGUAGACAAAAAAAUAUUUUGUUUCACGCAAAGCAGCGUACUUCUGGUGAAAUCUCAUUGAGUGACUGAAUAAAUGGCUGCACGUAUAGAAUGCACGAUUCAGGCAUGAACAGUCGUCAUAACCACAAGUCGUGGUAGCAAGUGACGCAAAUAGAUCAACUACUGAAGUGGAAUAAUAUAAUUUGUGUUAUCAACUAUCGACCAUCUGUGUAAUUAUAAUGCAUAAAUCAGAUGGAUGCCAUGGUAUGCCAUAUUUAAAUUUGCUUGGACAAACGGAGAAAAACGGAAAUAUUGUUCCGCAGUGAACGAAUUCGUCUUCUGUUUAAGUUUACACUGCAACAAAUAGAGUGAGUGAGAGGGGGGGAUCUAGACGAUAAAUAGAUAACGGUAUUAUGGUUGAACCGUUUAGCGGUAGGACGAAUGCAGAGGGCAGCAGCAAAUAAUACGAUUGUCCUCACCAGUCUAUGCAGUAGACAGAGAGAAAAGGUUGCCCCGGACAGAUCUAAGAUUGCCUGGGGCCAGGAGUCGAUAAAAUAUAAAUAUUGGUCAAGUAGGCCAACAACCUUGUUUAUAUAUGGCAAAAGUGUACAUGGGUAUAUGCCUAUGUUGAAGUAUGAAGAGCUAUAUACUGAUGCAAUUGAAUAUAGAGUCGCUGUCUUGUGGGAAAAGCUAUCUAUAAAUCGCAUCAGUUUAGUAAUGGCACGUUAUUGGAGUCUGAUCAUGCCGUACAAUGCGUGUUAGAUAUGUUCGACUUUCUUCUGUCCGCCUAUACUUCAUUUGCUUCAAUUCGAAUUUCUAUAAAACAAGUAAAUGCUUGAGCAUACGAGAGUUAGAUAGGUUAUGACUCCUGUGAAUAUUGUAUCAGUACUACAGCAUAGUACUAUGUAUGUACUAUGGAAGUGUUUCCGUGCAAAAAAGCUAAGUCCAUCCAAAUAUGUACUUUUUGACUUGAGCUUCUUUCCGCAAAAGGACCUGACAUAAAAUCAGCAAAUUGUAUAUGGUACAAACACAUUUAUUUGCAACAGACUAAUUUGCCAGCUUGUGUUAGCAGAAACUGACAUCACCAAAGCCUAACUACAAACAAGAGAGAGAAAGUCAGCAAUGCAAGCAGUAACAAUUGUAACUUUCGCCGUCGAACAAUCUCAUUUCGAUAUAAAGCUACUAUCCGCGAUUUAAUUAAAACGAUAGACUUGUAUUUUGAAGUAUCUAGAUAGAAGAAAACCUAUUUAUCUUAAUCGUCCAUGGUAUAUAUCUGUCCGAAAUCUAUUAUAAUUAAUCUGUUCUACCGGUUACAUGUUGGCGACAUCAGACACACGUAUGAACAUAGCGUAGAGUCGCUCGAUUAAGGAAACUUGGUGCUUAUACCCUUCAUUCAGUUGUUUUUGGUGGCUUUUGUAAUGCACAUCGACCACGUUGUUAUUUCAGGUCUUCUCUGGUUUAUCGUACCUAAUCGGUGUGUUUAUAGCUGAUAUAUUUCCGGUUCUUAUAGUACACUAAAUGACGUAGCUUUAAAGCUUCUGCCAUAGAUUUGGAUCUGGUUCGUCUAGAACACUAUUAGGGGAAACGAGUAGCGUAAUUGCAGUUCUUUAUUGCUAGAACAAAUAAACAUAGACAAAAUUCUUCUUAGUCGCACAAAAAUUUGCCUUAAUGUUAUCAAACAAUGGCGGUGCAACGAAUAACAACUCUGUGAAGAUGCCAUGCUUGUACACAUUCGUAAAUAAGCUAAACUUAGUAGUUUUAUAAUCCUAGGUUCGUAUAGAGAAACAUGUAGUGUAUGUCAUUGGGGAAUCCACUUGAAGUGACAGCAAUCUGUUAAUCGCGAAGAUUAAAACAACACCCACAUGAUGGUGAAAAGCAUUUGUCUGAAAUGUGAAUCGACCAUCAAAGCUGAGCCAAUUCGCUGAGUCACAUAGAUCAGCUUAUAUUCUUCUAAACCUAGCCUUCCUCCUCUUCGACCGCGUACGAAGUGUUUGCUCUUCUUUAGCCCAAAACAGAAAAGUCCUUAUAUUUUUACGAGUAGCGUCUGAGAUGCAUAUGUCAUCCAACAGAAUGGUUUUCUCGUAGUAGAGUUAGUAGAACGCAGAUUUAUUACAAAACGACAAUGACGACAACCGAGCAAAGCAGUCGUCUUAAAUUGCCGCUAUACACUGGUAGGCAACCUGCUAGCAUCUGUCAGUAUGCGCCAACCUGUAAAACUUUUCAGUGCUUUGAUGCUGUGUACAUAUAUGUAUGCAUAUAUGUGUAUAUAUAUAUACAUAUAUGUGUAUAUAUAUACAUAUAUAUGUGUGUAUAUAUACACACAUAUAUAUAUAUAUAUAUGUAUAUAUCUAUAUCUGGCUACAGCAGGCAACAACGACGGUGAUGAUAAUGAUACAGUGGAGCAGAAAAAGUAUUACUCGCUUGCUGAUCGUGGAAAUAAGAGAGAAUACAAAUAUAUACUAUAUAGUGCCGAAAGGACAUUGAAAUCGGAUGAAAUAAACUAUCGAUCGAUCGAGAACAACCAUAUCGUGUCGAGAGUUAGUGCUGCUAGUCGGACGGUUGGACAUACAUUAUGAUACUAUUGAUAAUAUAGGUUAUUAAUACUACUAUCAUAGUAGAUGAUAUUUAGAAAGAAAAGACAAAAAGUGUGCGAAGGGAAAAUAGCAUAUUAACAAUGAUGAUAAUGAAUGGGGUCGAACUGUAUCGUGGUUAGGCUGGGCAAAAGGCGACAACGGUCAAAUGUAAAAUGGCCUCUCAUUGAUUGCACGAAAUUAAACCAGAAACGUGUAUAUAUGACUGUACAGAAUUAUUGACGAGGAGAUUGAUAAUAAUAAUAUGUCGAAUUUCAUUAAUGAUCGAUGGCACAGCAAAAAAAUGACAAAGAUUAACAAAAUAGAAAACAGCAAAACUGUAACGACGGUGAUUAUUAGAGACCCUAAUAAAUAAUGCACAAUUUUAUU